CCGGCCGCGGCGUUCCCUCGCGCAGUAACACACUAACCGUUGCGCGCGCGGCGUCACUCGCUCACUCAUACUCCAUCACCGCGCACGGCACGCACACGUCCGCCGCCGCAACCGCCGUCCCCUACACGGGCAAACUCACGCAUUCACGCUGACGAGAAUCCGCUGAUAGCAGACCGAUCGCCAUGGCAGAGGAGUAUCUGUACGGAAUCACCCUCGAGGGAUCGAACGCGACCGAGGUAUGGGACCCGGAGCACAAGAACGACGACUCGGACGGCACGGCCCAGCACAUCGGCGCCGAUCAGAAGCUCAUUAUAAAAAUGGCUCUUUUAGGACCAGAGGCGAAACCCGGCGAGCUCAAUGUCUUACAGGUUGAGGCGAUGGGGUUAAAAGGACCCAUCAAAACUCCAAUUGCCUUGCUGGAGAUGGGAAAAACGGCACAGAUCAUUCUUGAUCUCAGUUUCCCAGAUCCCCCAGUCACGUUCACCUUGGUGAAGGGCAGUGGACCUGUUCAUAUAGUAGGACACAAUCUUCUUGGUGCCCACAUUGAAGAAUUCGAGGAUAUGGAUGAUGAAAUGGAGGAAGAGAACAUCGACGACGAGGACGAUGAGAAGGAUCCUGAAGAUGAAGAUGAAGAGGAUGAUGAACCUAAGAAGAAGAAUGCUAAAUUAGCAGCUGCAGCUAAAUACAAAAAUCAGGCUAACAAGAACAAGAAAAAAUAAAUACGAGCCUUAACAUUAUGGAAAUAAAACAAACUUUUAAGUUAAGAUAUUAUACAUAAGUCCAUCAUUAUCAUCCGCGUUUGUGCGAAUCUAGUAUCAUUUCAUCAGAUUAUCACACGACAAAAUGGUUGCCUUCCACUUUUCUAAAAACACAACUGGACCAAAAUAUUAAGAAGACAAUUAUUAUGUAUAAUUUUGAAGUAAUUUCGGAUUAUUUCGUUAAUGUGCUCGUUGCUGUACUUUAAAAAAAAUUUUUUAUGGUUUAGCUAAUAUUUUUAUACUUCUUUCCAAAGUUUAUUACAAUACUUAUUACGAAGUUUAUUACGAUAUUAUCUCGGUUAUACAGAGACAUGUAUUUGUAUAACAUAGCUCUCUGGUGUGUAUACUCAAAUAUUUUUCCAAGAUAAUGUAUAUUUAGUAACAUAGGAUUUAAUAUGAAAGAAAGACUAGUAUUUUUAUGACAAGAUUUUUACAAAUAUAAUUUUUCUUCAAAAAGUGAUCUAUUAUUAUAUUCAAGUACUAGCCUGACUUCAGACAAAAUUGAAUAUUUUUUCUCUUGAUGAGAUUUUAUACCAUUGAUAAGAGAAGAAGAUUAUCUUAGAAUGGAAAUACCUUUUUCUUCUUUACUAGACAACUUCUUGAAAUAUGAUACAAAUAUAUGUAGUUUCAGCAUAACAGCAGUGUAUUCAAUAAUUUCUGGCCCAGUUGUUGUUAUUGUAAAAUUUGUGGAAAGCACGAAUGGAUCCACAUUGAGAGAUUUUGUACUUUUGGUUUUUUCUGAUAUCGUAUUCAUAUCGACGCAACUUUUUCAGAGAUGCAAAAAUAUAUUCUAAUGUAACCAUUUAAACAUGAUUUUUUGGAAAUAGUUCUCGUGUAUGGAAUUGUGAAACUGAGACUCCACAAUAUAAUUUAUUAUUUUCGUGUGUACAAGAUGGGGAAAGGAUUAUUAGUCAUUCAAAAAUCCUAAUUCUAAAAUUUUACUUACGUCUCUAAAGAUAUCAGCAUUUAAAAAAAAAAAGGAAAUAUACACGUCAUCUCAACAUUCAUUCCAUUUGAUGAAAGGUAAUAGAAACGGGAGUUACAGGUGUACUGGGGUAAAGAAACUGCUCUUACAUCAGUGUCAUAUGCUAUUAAAGCAUAUGUGAUGCAUGUACAAAAAACGUACGUGCGAUUGAUAAGUAGUCUGUACACCUAUUUUGUACAUAUACGAUACAAUAAAAAAUUUCACAACUUUUAAAAUCCGUA
Molecule: messenger RNA, 1964 nt
Organism: Temnothorax curvispinosus
Lineage: Eukaryota; Metazoa; Arthropoda; Insecta; Hymenoptera; Formicidae
Product: nucleoplasmin-like protein
Exons: 5
Coding region: 183-719 (178 amino acids)
Biological process (GO): chromatin remodeling
Cellular component (GO): cytoplasm; nucleolus; nucleoplasm
Molecular function (GO): histone binding; RNA binding; chromatin binding
Source: RefSeq, a predicted model, not a curated record